This is a messenger RNA of Saccostrea cuccullata (small rock oyster), 442 nucleotides long. RefSeq names its product ficolin-1-like. The transcript has 2 exons. NCBI's taxonomy places the organism in Eukaryota, Metazoa, Mollusca, Bivalvia, Ostreida, Ostreidae. The record is from RefSeq and is a predicted model, not a curated record. The coding region runs from base 67 to 402 and encodes 111 amino acids.
UCCAUGAUCUUACUGCUGGCAAAAACCAAGAACUUUGGAUAGACUUAGAAAAAAUUCUCCGGUUCAAUGGUGUAUGCACGAUAUUCAAGUUUCUCAGUCGGAAGUGAGAUAGAAAAAUACCAACUGUCAAUUGAAGAAUUCAGUGGCAGCGCAGAUGACAUGAUGAUACAAGCUUAUAAUUUGAAUGGUUCGUAUUUUUCAACAAAGGAUCGUGAUAAUGACCAUAAUUCCUACAACUGUGCUGCCAAGUAUCACCCUGGAGGAUGGUGGUUUAACAGUUGUACACACUCAAAUCUCAACGGCGUAUACCAGACUUCUAAUAAACAAAACAGGGAGAGUUUGUUCUGGGGAAUAAAUGGUGAAAACAUGAAAUCUACUAAGAUGAUGUUAAGAUCGAAAUAAAAAAUAGGUUCGAACGAAUUGCACCGCGAUCUGUUUAAAU